UUCUGGCUCCACCGAUGUUGAUGGUAUCUCAAAGGCUUUUAGUCAUCAAACAAAGCAUAACAUCGAAACCUAUAGAUAUACUCUCAAAAUGACAUAUAGCGGCACAUGAGGAGGAGUCUAGGACAAGGAAGUAGUAGAUCUUCCUCUGUACUCUCUUCAACAUUUUCAAUUUUGUCGCAUAAAUAAAAUCAAUAAAUGCAUAUAAUUAUAAAUACAUGACCCUAAAAUAAAAACCCUUGAACCGCAGAGACAGAAGAUUCUAAUUGAUUUUGAUCAAUGGGAGAAAGUGGAGAAAGUGCAGAAUGCUCUGCUUCAGCCUCAGCCUCAGCCAAACCCUCAGAUGAAAUCUGGGCAAAGCUUGUUCAGUCUGACUCGAGAUACCCUGAUGUUGAGAUAAGGUCAGAUAAAGGCCAAAUACGUUCGGAGAUAUCAACCGCUUCUUGUGACAAACAUAGGUGGUGCAAAAUAGUAAGGAAUUCUGAUCUAUGUUCUGCCACAUUGAAAAAUAAGAGUUCAAAUACAAUACUGGUUGAUGGGGCUGAGGUAGGCAAAGGUGACACUGUUGUUAUCAAGGAUAGAAGUGAAAUUAUCCCAGGCCCUGCUAAAGAAGGAUUUGUCAGCUACAAAUUCCAAAUUGUGUCUAGCCCAGAAAUCUGCCAGACGCUGCUAAAGAUAUGUGUAGAUGUUGAUCAUGCAAAAUGUAGUAUUUGCUUAAACAUAUGGCAUGAUGUUGUUACUGUUGCUCCAUGCCUUCAUAACUUUUGCAAUGGUUGCUUCUCAGAGUGGUUACGGAGAUCGCAGGAAAAACGUUCAACUGUACUUUGUCCUCAAUGCAGAGCAGUUGUUCAAUUUGUUGGGAAAAAUCACUUUCUGCGUACCAUCGCGGAGGAUAUGGUGAAAGCUGAUUCUUCCCUAAGACGCUCACACGAUGAAGUUGCGCUUUUAGAUACGUAUGCAUCAGUACGGUCAAACCUUGUCAUUGGAUCUGGAAAGAAGAGUAGAAAGAGGGAGAGGGCCAACACAACAAUGGUUAAUCAAAGUGAUGGUCCAGAUCAUCAUUGUUCGCAGUGUGGUAAUAUUACCGUUAUACAAUGUCAAACGAGGCAGUCUAUGCAGCACAACAUAUUUUUUCCCCAUCAAUCUUCUUGGUUUUCCGUGCUAAUUAUUUACGACAUUCAGUUUACUGUUGUUGGCGGGUUUCAAUGCGAUCCCAGCACUAUUCAUCUCCAAUGUCAAGAAUGUGGAGGAAUGAUGCCUUCCCGUACUGGUCUUGGUGUUCCUCAAUAUUGCUUAGGAUGUGAUAGACCUUUUUGCGGAGCAUACUGGAGUGCUCUUGGGGUAACUGGGAGUGGCUCUUAUCCUGUUUGUUCCCCAGAUACUUUAAGACCGAUAUCUGAACACACUAUAUCAGGAAUUCCUUUGGUAGCCCAUGAAAAGAAUCUGCAUGAACAGAAUAUCACUGAAAGUUGCAUAAGACAAAUGGGGAGGACAUUGCAGGAUGUCAUAUCAGAGUGGAUAGCAAAGCUGAAUAACAGAGAAAUCGAUACAACACGACUGAUGCUGAAUCACGCAGAGAUGAUGACUGCUGGGACUCUUGUAUGCAGUGAUUGUUAUCAGAAGUUGGUGUCAUUUUUCUUGUACUGGUUUCGCAUUUCUACACCCAAACACCUUCUCCCACCAGAAGCAUCGACAAGAGAAGAUUGCUGGUAUGGAUAUGCAUGUCGGACACAGCACCGUAGUGAAGAGCAUGCUCGUAAAAGGAAUCAUGUUUGCCGUCCAACCCGAGGCUCCCAUUCCUGAUGCAAACAAAUCUAUUUCUUUUAUGAUAGAUUUGUGUUUUGUUGAGUAGUCUUCUUUCUUGAAAAAAAAAAAAUAGUCCCUUGGAGAAAUAACUUUUGUUUGCUUGGUUGGCAUCGUUGCCUGGAUUCAUAGCAGUUGAAAAUUGAAAAGUUGAUUAUCUUAAUAAUAAUUUUUUUUUGAAAGA
This is a messenger RNA of Medicago truncatula (barrel medic), 1984 nucleotides long. RefSeq names its product E3 ubiquitin-protein ligase CHFR. The transcript has 15 exons. Gene Ontology annotation, cellular component: nucleus. Gene Ontology annotation, molecular function: metal ion binding; ubiquitin-protein transferase activity. Bases 277 to 1800 code for a protein of 507 amino acids. The record is from RefSeq and is a predicted model, not a curated record. Lineage: Eukaryota; Viridiplantae; Streptophyta; Magnoliopsida; Fabales; Fabaceae. Gene Ontology annotation, biological process: ubiquitin-dependent protein catabolic process; protein ubiquitination; mitotic cell cycle checkpoint signaling.